GGGGAAGAUUGCGUUUCCCUACCUGACACACGUUGGCCUCAUGGGCGACCCAUAAGAGGGUCAGCCCCUCCUUGUCGGACGGCUCGCUGUGGGGUUUGGUGUCCGCCGACAGGUUGACCGACUUCAUCGUGAGUGAGGAGUUGCUUCCAAUCUGGUCUUGGAGAAUGAUGAUGUGGUAACACCGUCAAGAAUCUGCUGAGCUGCCACCAUGCGAACAGUACAGCCAAUUAUUAGCUGUGUACAGAAACUGGUUCUGUAUGAAACUCGAGCAAGAUAUUUCCUGGUUGGAAGCAAUCAUGCAGAAACCAAACAUCGUGUGCUGAAAAUCGACCGUACAGAGCCAAAGGACUUGGUGGUUAUCGAUGACCGUCAUGUAUACAGUCAGCAGGAAAUACAGGAACUUUUAAGUCGCCUUGAUAUGGGCAAUCGAACUAAGAUGGGGCAGAAGGGUCUGUCUGGGCUUUCAAAAAUUGUAUCUGCUUUUGGCAUCGUUGGAUUUGUCAGAUUUUUAGAAGGAUACUAUAUUGUAUUCAUAACCAAAAGAAGAAAGGUAGCAGAUAUUGGAGGCCAUUCAAUUUAUAAAAUUGAAGACACCACCAAUGUCUACAUUCCAAAUGACUCCGUUCGAAUUGCUCAUCCUGAUGAAACCAAGUAUGUGAAGAUUUUCCAGAGUGUGGAUCUUUCCAGUAAUUUUUAUUUUAGCUACAGCUAUGAUCUAACUCAUUCGCAUCAGUUCAAUCUGACAGUGUUGAAAAUGCCCAGUGAAGGGUUAAACAGUGAAACCUUUGGGCACAGUGGACAGGACAGCUUUGAUAUCUUUGAGGAUGAGGGUGCUGCUACACAGGAUGGAAGCACAGCUGGUCAUUAUGGCAUCCGUAAUGAACCUUACUUCAAAUAUACUUGGAAUGGUUACAUGCUAGAAAAAGUCAAAGCUGCUGUCCAUCAUAAUUGGUUGCUAUAUAUUAUACAUGGAUUCUGUGGUCAAUCAAAAAUGCUAAUCUAUGGACGACCAGUUUAUGUCACUUUGAUAGCCAGACGAUCUUGUAAAUUUGCUGGGACUCGUUUCCUGAAAAGAGGUGCAAAUUGUGAGGGAGAUGUGGCCAACGAAGUAGAGACUGAGCAGAUCAUUCAUGAUGCUUCCGUGAUGUCUUUUUCUGCUGGAAGUUAUUCUUCUUACGUACAGGUCCGAGGUUCUGUUCCACUCUACUGGUCUCAGGACAUUUCAACCAUGAUGCCCAAGCCACCAAUUACACUGGAUCAGGCAGAUCCAUUUGCCCAUGUAGCAGCCCUUCACUUUGACCAGAUGCUCCAAAGGUUUGGUUCUCCGAUUAUUAUCCUGAAUCUGGUUAAGAAACGUGAAAAGCGAAAGCAUGAAAGGAUAUUGAGUGAAGCCCUGUUUUCUGCAGUUACCUAUCUGAACCAAUUUCUGCCACCCGAGUAUGGCAUUCACUAUAUUGCCUGGGAUAUGGCCAAAUAUACCAAAAGUAAACUGUGCAAUGUCUUGGAUCGGCUGAAUCUAAUUGCGGAAGAUGUUGUCAAAAAGACCGGCUUCUUUGUGAAUCAUCCCGAUUUUUAUUCGAACUCCUUACGACCAAAUGACAGAUGGAAUGAACUGGGCGGAUACUUUCAUAAUAAGUGUCGCCUGCAGACCGGUGUUCUGAGGACGAACUGUGUUGACUGUUUGGAUCGAACAAACACUGCUCAGUUUAUGGUGGGAAAGUGUGCAUUGGCAUGCCAGCUGUAUGCACUCGGUGUCAUAGAUAAACCACGAUUGCAAUUUGACACAGAUGCUGUUCGAUUAUUUGAAGAGCUGUAUGAAGAUCAUGGUGAUACACUAUCUUUACAAUAUGGGGGUUCACAGCUCGUACAUCGGGUGAAAACGUACAGGAAAAUUGCGCCCUGGACACAACAUUCCAAGGACAUCAUGCAAACUCUCUCUAGGUACUACAGUAAUGCAUUUUCAGAUGCUGAUAGACAAGAUGCCAUCAAUCUGUUUCUCGGCGUUUUCCAGCCUUUGGAAGGAAAGUCUCACCUUUGGGAACUUCCCACUGACUAUUACUUGCAUCAUAAGAACACGAUGGCACUCUUGUCUCCCAAGAGAAGCUAUACCCAUUGGUGGACACCAGAUGUACUAAUGAACCUGCCCUUGCCAUAUGAUGAAGUUCCUUGCACUGAAAACCUUAAAAAGAUGACAGUAAUAAAGAAGACUGAUAAAUCUGAUGAAGAGAUAGAUGUGUACACAGAGUUCUACCGGCCCUAUGAGCUGAGCUCUUUUGAUGAUGCUUUCUGUCUGAGAAUGACAAAUUCAGCUAAGGACUUCAUGCCAAAGAACGUUGGAAUAGACCCAAGUCCAUUUACGAUUCGCAAGCCAGAAGAAACUGGUAAAUCCAUGCUGAGCAACAAGACCAGUAAGGAGGAAACAGUACUGCAGCGUAAGACAGUGGCAAGUGCACCUCCACCACCGUCAGAGGAGGCUGUUUCCAGUAGUUCCGAAGAUGAUUCAGGAACCGACAAGGAAGAGGACGGUGCUGUCUCUCAACGAUCCACCCCAGUCAAAGUCACAGAGUAUGGAGAAAAUACCAAAAUUACAGAGGAUUCCAGCCAAUCUCCAAGAGAAGUGCGUAUCACAAAUAUUUCCGGGCUUCCAUCAGAAGAUGAUCUUCUGAUAUACAAAAGGUUUGUUAAUUUGGGCCAAAGCCAGCGGAAGGUUGAUGCACACAGCCAACAAAGCAGUACAAAACAUCUAGACAGCAUGAUGACUAUAUCGGAACCAGCCUCUUCGUUCCUUCGGGACAGCAUUUACGAGGUGCAUCUGGCUGGUCUGGAUGCAAAAUCGGCACAAAUCUUCACUUCCCACAUCCAGACUGGCAAAGGCAUAAUACAGCCCUUGUGUCGGGAAGACCUGGUACUCUACAGAGAAUACAUCAAAAGCCGAUACAUGUGAAGAGACUUUGCAUGGCGGCCCUGGAAACAUUAAAUGUCAGAGGUUAGCAGGCGAUGGUUAUUCAACGGAACUAAAUGCCAGGAAUCAUUGUUCAGGAAAAAUGACAAUUUCAGAACAUAAAAUUGUCCCUUCGGUCUGAUUCAUACCAUGGGCUAAGAACUCUGAUUUCAAAAACGAGGAUGUUUUCCAAAGAUAAUGAUUGCUUUCAAUACGAGAUCAAUUAACAAUGGACCAUUUCGGGGGAAGCUCAUUAUGUCUCAUAUCAGUUUUGCAUUAUUAAUGGCCCUGUCCCACUGUACGAGCUCAUUCAAGAGCUCUCCCGAGUUUUAAAAAAUAAUCAAACUCGUGGAAGCACAUAGAAUGUACGUAGCGGGUACGUCGGAGCUCGGGACGUCUCUUAGCAGCUCGUAACGCUUACGGCAGGUACUCGGGAAACGCGGUAAGCUCGGGAAGACUCGUGAAGAUUUUUCAACAUGUUGAAAAAUGUCCACGAGAGCCCCGAGUACCAACGAGCGGCUAUUACCGUAAAUCUCCGAGUUCAAAUCAGGGCAAACUCGGGAGAACUCUUGAAUGAACUCAUACAGUGGGACAGGGCCAUAAGUCUUCAGUAUAAGUUAUUUAGAUAAUAAGGAAUUAUUUAAGUGACAUCUCAGCAGCUUAAUAUAUCUAAUCAGUACAUUCAAUGUCAAUGUUAUUAAUUAUUGAUUAUUUUUCUUCCCUUAAAUAUUAAAUGCCGCUUCAAACUUUU
Messenger RNA from Amblyraja radiata (thorny skate), 3692 nucleotides. It is a transcript of the gene fig4a, whose product is annotated as FIG4 phosphoinositide 5-phosphatase a. Gene Ontology annotation, cellular component: intracellular membrane-bounded organelle. The record is from RefSeq and is a predicted model, not a curated record. Gene Ontology annotation, molecular function: phosphatidylinositol-3,5-bisphosphate 5-phosphatase activity. Bases 209 to 2944 code for a protein of 911 amino acids. Gene Ontology annotation, biological process: phosphatidylinositol dephosphorylation. The transcript has 24 exons. NCBI's taxonomy places the organism in Eukaryota, Metazoa, Chordata, Chondrichthyes, Rajiformes, Rajidae.